This is a messenger RNA of Colossoma macropomum (tambaqui), 4185 nucleotides long. It is a transcript of the gene mgat4a, whose product is annotated as alpha-1,3-mannosyl-glycoprotein 4-beta-N-acetylglucosaminyltransferase A. Gene Ontology annotation, molecular function: acetylglucosaminyltransferase activity. Bases 477 to 2078 code for a protein of 533 amino acids. The transcript has 16 exons. Gene Ontology annotation, biological process: protein N-linked glycosylation. NCBI's taxonomy places the organism in Eukaryota, Metazoa, Chordata, Actinopteri, Characiformes, Serrasalmidae. The record is from RefSeq and is a predicted model, not a curated record. Gene Ontology annotation, cellular component: Golgi stack; endoplasmic reticulum-Golgi intermediate compartment; endoplasmic reticulum.
GAAGGUUGUCUGAGAGCUCACCGUUAGUAACUGUGUGCUCUCACUGCCGCCAGUCCGCUGUUUUACAGACUGCCAGAAAUGCGGUUUUAACACCGUCAACUGUCGCUGGCAUCUCAGUGGAGCAGUGAGUCCGCGUAUGUGAUUUCUCCUGGACAUAACUGAGUUGAAGAGGAACCUGUCGUUUGGACUCUGCAGGUGCCGUUUACUUACAGCUGUGCCACCGUCACUUUUGACUUUAUCCUGUCAGGAUGAAGGCACGGCUUGGUCGCGAUAAACAUGUAUCUGAAAAGGUAAAUCUCCGCUGACUCACUUCGUGACUUUCAAGCACCGGUUUUCAAUAAGGAAGGAUAAGCAGAGAAGAACCACACGGACCGAAGGAGGGAGUCUUUCCUUCUCCGUGUGAGUUGCCUCUCCUCCGGCGAGAGAAGCCCGUGUGCAGGCGGAGCCACGGCCGAGCAGCAGAGCGCUGAAAUGAGAUGAGGCUCAGAAAUGGAACUCUUGCCACUGCAGUUAUUUUCUUCACCUCUUUUCUCAGUCUGUCUUGGUACACGGCCUGGCAGAAUGGAAAGGAAAAGUUGGUAGCGUAUCAGCGUGAGUUCCAUGCUCUGCGGGAGCGGUUGCGUGUGGCAGAACAUCGCACCCUGCAGCGCUCCUCUGAGCUGAACAACAUCCUUGAACAGUUCCGCCGCGCUAUUGCAGAGACCAACGGCAGCAAGGAUGCUCUCACCAACUUCUCAGAUGAAACACAGAAGCUGUUGAAGGAGCUGGCUCACAGGAAGCCUCUCCAAGUGCCAAACAUCUACCACCACUUACCGCACCUGCUUAACAAUGAGGGCAGCCUGCACCCUGCAGUCCAGGUGGGCCAGGGACGCACUGGAGUUUCCAUGGUGAUGGGGAUUCCUACAGUGAAGCGGAAAGUGAAGUCGUACCUGUCAGAGACGUUGCAUUCGCUCAUUGAUAAACUAUCACCUGAAGAGAAGCUUGACUGUGUGAUCAUAGUCUUCAUAGGGGAGAUGGAUUUAGAUUAUGUGCACGGUGUGGUCUCAAGCCUUGAGAAAGAAUUUUCCACAGAGCUGAAUUCAGGGCUGUUGGAGGUCAUCUCUCCUCCUGCCAGUUACUAUCCAGACCUCAACAACCUGAAGGAGACUUUUGGAGACUCCAAAGAGAGAGUGAAAUGGCGGACCAAGCAGAACUUGGACUAUUCUUUCCUCAUGAUGUAUGCAGUUGGCAAAGGAGUUUAUUAUGUCCAGUUGGAGGAUGAUAUUGUUGCGAAGCCCAACUACUUCGCUACUAUGAAGAACUUUGCCCUGCAGCUGGCCUCUGAAGACUGGAUGAUCCUGGAGUUCUCCCAACUAGGCUUCAUUGGUAAGAUGUUUCAGGCUCCUGAUCUGAAUCUUAUAGUGGAGUUCAUAUUUAUGUUCUACAAGGAGAAGCCUAUAGACUGGUUGUUGGACCACAUUCUCUGGGUGAAAGUUUGCAAUCCAGAGAAAGAUGCUAAACACUGUGAGAGACAGAAGUCCAGUCUACGUAUCCGCUUCAGACCCUCUUUAUUUCAGCAUGUGGGCCUGCAUUCCUCCCUGGCAGGGAAAAUUCAGAAACUCACGGAUAAGGACUUCCUGAAGCCGCUGCUGCAUAAAAUCCAUGUGAACCCACCGGCAGAGGUGUCCACUUCCCUUAAGGUCUACCAAGGCCAUACACUGGAGAAAGCUUACAUGGGAGAAGAUUUCUUUUGGGCCAUCACCCCCAUGGCAGGAGACUACGUGCUGUUCAAGUUUGAUCGUCCAGUCAGCAUUGAGAAAUUCCUGUUCCGCAGUGGUAACCAGGAGCACCCAGGCGACAAAAUUGAGAACACUACAGUAGACAUUUUGCCCUUCUCGGAAACGGCACUGAAGACCAAAGAGAAAUACAAACGGACAGAUGACCAUUUCUACAGAAUUGCUGAGUUUGAAAAAGGAGUGGCUGAAGGCACAGUUGACCCUGCCUUUAACCCGGUGGCUGCUGUACGUCUCACUGUCUUAAAGGACUCUGCUGUGUGGGCGAUUAUCAGUGAGAUCCACAUAAAGAGAGUUGCUGGAUAAAAGUGUGUAGACCUGCACUGAUGGUGGGUCCCAUAAGGCCCAGCUGUGCUGUAUAAGCUCUUGCAGCAUUCCAAAACAACAGUGACAUCAUCACAGCGCAUGGACGCUACCAAUCACAGUGUCACUCUUAAGGAUUGCUGGUUUUUACAAACUCCUCAUCCCUUUAUCUCUCUUUUUUUCGUUGCCUCCUUUCCUCCCUCCUCUUUCUUGCUCGCACGUUCUCUUUUGUUACUGUCCACUCUGUGUUCUUUUCCCUUUGAGGAUCUCAUUUUGUCAGGUCAUCUUUUCGUCUUCUUUUGUGUGUGUCAAUGUGAAUACUACUGUAUAAGAAAAGGUUUUCAGAAGGAACAAGGAGACUGAAGUUAAUGCCUUGAGGAUUUGCGAUCAGUGCCAUCACGAAGGUUUGACAUCAGAUGCAGGAUUGUGUGCUAAUGCUGGAGAGAAGGUGGCGGUCCUUACCGAACGAGAAUGUUAUGAGUACUGUAUCAUUAUGGACCAUAAAUGACUUUGACCGUGGGUCAAAUAAGUGCUUUAUACUUUACACAAAGUUGUCAGAAGAGAAAUCAUUUGAGAUAUUUUGUGUUAAAGAAAAAGUUACUUCUGUUGGUGUUGUUUUUCACCUCUCACGUUUAAGUGCCAGGGCAUGGCACGCUGUUUAAACUUAUUUAUGUCCAUGAAACAGUUUGUUGUAAUGACUACUUUGCCAAAAUAUUUCUUGAAACUAAUUUCUAAAGAAUAGAAACCAUACUGCAGAACCCUCCUUGUAUAACAGGAAAGGCCUUUCUUCCCUUCAGUGUCCUUCGACGUAAACCAAUCAACCAUGGCCUUUCAACAGAAGGGAUAUACGUAAAUAUAUAUUACUAUUAUUAUUUAGACGAUCUAUGAAGGUGAAUUUAACUUAUUUGAAAUAAAUCUUUAAUUUGUACGAGAGAGAAAUUUUUAUUUUUUAUGCUGUGAAAAGUAAAAAAAAAGUGCAGAAGUAAAUAUUUGAUUUGAUAAAUAUUUGGAGUAAAUACUUGCUUUUUAGUGAUUGUGGCUUAAAGAAUCUGGUUCAAGUUUUUUGUGUGUGCGUGUAUAGUUCCAAUGGGUGCAGGUCCCCCACAUUUGUGCCUUAAUGUCCAGUGUCCCCUAGGGGACUGGAAAGGGACUGCCUCUACGUGUCAAAGCCCCUGUGUCACACAGGACUAACUUGUAUAAGAAGUUUCCAGGCCAGUCUUUUAAGGAUCCACAGUCAGACCACUUUUGUUGGUCUUUUUUUCUCACCAUCAAACCUCAACCAGAUAAUCAAAGGCUGUAAUAUGCUGGUUACCUGGCCCAGGUUUGUUGUGAACUAGAACAAUGAUCUACAUGAGCUGAGGAUUCCUAAAGACUGAAUCUAUAAGUAGUACACACAUAAACAAAUGGUACUUCAAGUGCUCUUUAGUAAAGAAAAUCAUUCUAUAUAGAACCAUGAACACUCAAAAUCUCUUUUUGAUUAAAGGGUUCUUUGCAUCAUCAAAGGGUUUGUCAGAUUGAAUGGAUAUGAAUGAAUUUGAAUUCAGAACCAUCAGCCAACUGUGUUUGCACACUGUGGAAUUAGACCUCCGCAUUUAACCCAUCCGUGCAGUGAAACACCAUGUGCUGUAGAUGGUUCUAUAUAGAAUAUUUUUGAAAAGAGUUCUAUAUAGCACCAAAAAGGGAUCUUUAAGUGUUCAAGGUUCUAUAUAGAACCAUUUUCUUUACUAAAGAACCCUUAAAGAACCAUAAUUUUUAAGAGUGUAGUUCCCAGCCCCAGUACUGGUGACCCACUGUUCAGCUUAGCCAUAGAUCAGCUGUUUCUGGUUUUAACAGCUUGAUUCAGCUUGUAGAUGAAAGGGUGUGUUGGAGCAGGGACAGUUAAACUGUGGAGACCAGUGAAAAUCCAGACUGGGAUUGAAAACUGCUAACUAAAUUUCUUCUUCUUAAUUUGUAUGACAAGUUCCUGUUCAGAGCAUGCCAUGUUCGUCCUAAAGGGGAAUUUCAAAGGUUUUUCAAAAAUUCCGCAGAAUUCAGUUGUUGAGAUGUAAACAGUCACGUAGAGUAGUUUGUUCUGUUUGUAGAGAAACGAACUGACUUUUUUUGAUUUGAU